AUGUCUGAUCAAAAACCCAGUGCUAUGAUGGAUAGUGAAAAGGAGCUAUCAGUCAGCUACUCUCAUGAAGAUCAAGUAGAUGCCUUGGAGAAUAUUGACCCCAAGUUGGAGGCAAGAAUCAAACGGAAGCUGGACAUGCGAGUGGUUCCCAUGGCAACAUUGAUCUACCUUAUGGCCUUCAUUGACAGAUCCAACAUGGGCAAUGCUAAAAAUCUGGGCAUGACUCAAGAUCUUGGACUGACAGGCCAUAAAUUUAGCAUUACAUUAACUACAUUUUUCAUCACCUAUGUUUUAUUUGAAAUUCCAACCAAUAUUCUAUGUAAAAAGUUUGGCCCUCGUAUCUGGCUUUCCAUGAUUGUAUUUGCAUUUGGUGUUGUCUCCAUGUGCCUUGCAUUUUCAUCUAACUUUGCUGGAUUGGCCGCUGCCCGCGCUUUUCUAGGCAUUGCUGAAGCAGGUAUCAUGCCUGGCAUCUCCUACAUGCUCUCUACGUUUUAUCGUCGUCAUGAAUUGGUCACUCGCGUUGGCAUCUACGCUUCUUUUGCUAGUCUGGCAGGCGCUUUUGGUGGUUUAUUGGCUAUCGGCUUUAGCAAGAUCCCAGAUUGGGGCAUCAUGCACACUUGGCGCAACAUUUUCUUUUUUGAAGGCAUCUUGACUUUUGUUGCUGGCAUUGCUUGCUAUCUGGUGCUGCCUGAUUCUCCUGAAACUGCUAGCUUUUUAACUGAAGAAGAGAGACGCAUUGCUUCCCUGAGAAUUCGAUUGGAGACAUUGACGCAUGAGCAAAAGAAAUUGAAACGUGUUCACUUUGUUCUCGGUAUGAAGAAUCUCAAUAUUGUAUUUAUGUCUGCUGGUCUGUUCUGUUCUCUCCUGUGUAUGAACUCGAUUUCUCUCUUUAUGCCUUCGUUGCUGGCCAGUAUGGGCUUUGAUUCUAUCAAAUCACAGUUAAUGACAGUGCCUCCUUAUGCGUGCGGCACUAUAUUUUGUAUCGCUGCCGCCAUGAUCUCAGAUCGACUCAAGACAAGAGGUCCUAUUCUGAUAUUUGCUGCUGGUCCUUUGAUUGUCAUUGCAUUUAUUAUUUUGCUGACGGUAGAGACGACAGGCGUUCGCUACAUGGCUAUCUUCUUUGCUACCUGUGGCGCUUUUACUGGAUCUCCUGUGUUUGUAGCUUGGUUGGUAGACAACUCGUCUGGCCCCAUGGUCAGAGCCAUUGCAAGCGGCUUUGCCGUGAGUGUGGGCUCUCUGGGCGGCCUUGUUGCUACUUGGACUUACUUGGCUGAAGAGGCACCUGAAUACAAAGCUGGCCAUACCAUCAAUCUCUGUGCUGGUUGCGUUAUCAUAGUAUCUGCUACACUUGCAACCAUUAACUGCCGAUGGGAGAACAAGCAGCGUGCUGAAGGAAAGAGAGAUUUCCGCUUGGAUGGUCUGACAGAUGAGCAAAUGUCAGAGCUUGGUCACACGCAUCCCAACUUUCGUUACACUACUUGA
Messenger RNA from Mucor velutinosus, 1482 nucleotides. Its product is annotated as 60S ribosomal protein L11. Lineage: Eukaryota; Fungi; Mucoromycota; Mucoromycetes; Mucorales; Mucoraceae. Gene Ontology annotation, biological process: transmembrane transport. The transcript is spliced from 3 exons. Bases 1 to 1482 code for a protein of 493 amino acids. Gene Ontology annotation, molecular function: transmembrane transporter activity. Gene Ontology annotation, cellular component: membrane. The record is from RefSeq and is a predicted model, not a curated record.